This is a messenger RNA of Perca flavescens (yellow perch), 2768 nucleotides long. RefSeq names its product vesicle-associated membrane protein-associated protein B. Gene Ontology annotation, molecular function: FFAT motif binding. Gene Ontology annotation, biological process: endoplasmic reticulum membrane organization. The transcript is spliced from 6 exons. Lineage: Eukaryota; Metazoa; Chordata; Actinopteri; Perciformes; Percidae. The record is from RefSeq and is a predicted model, not a curated record. The coding region runs from base 271 to 1023 and encodes 250 amino acids. Gene Ontology annotation, cellular component: plasma membrane; endoplasmic reticulum membrane.
CGUGACGUCGUCCCCCUCCUUCCUUCCCGUCCCUCUCUCCCUCCGCUGCUAACCAACCAACAGAGUUAGCACUAGCACGUUAGCCUCCAGCAGCUGUCGGUGGCAGUCAGUCCGAGUGGUGGUGCAUUUGUAAUCAUCCUCCUCCUCUCCCGUAGAUAGACCGUGGACGGCCAGGUUGUUUCUUCGGGAGCCAGCUGCUUCACCUCCUCGGGCUACCUGCGGUAAAAUUGUUGUUGUCCUCGUCGUCACGACAGGAAGAAGCCCUGGGACAUGGCCAGACCAGAACAAGUACUGGUGCUAGAGCCACAACACGAACUGAAAUUCAGAGGCCCGUUUACAGAUGUCGUCACUGCCACUCUGAAGCUCACCAACCCCACAGAUAGAAAUGUGUGUUUCAAAGUCAAGACAACCGCGCCUCGCCGAUACUGUGUGCGCCCAAACAGUGGCGUUAUUGAUGCUGGAAACUCCGUCAAUGUUUCUGUUAUGCUACAGCCGUUUGACUACGACCCCAAUGAAAAGAGUAAACACAAAUUCAUGGUGCAGUCCAUGCUGGCUCCAUACGAAAUGACUGACAUGGAAGGAGUUUGGAAGGAGGCAAAGCCUGACGAGCUGAUGGAUUCAAAGUUGAGAUGUGCAUUUGAGAUGCCUGUAGAAAAUGACAAAACUCAUGAGAGUGAAACCAACAAAACUGUGUCUUCCUCUGCCUCCUCUGUUAAGACUGAGCUCUCCACGCUGCCCAAGUCAGCCAGUGCCUCACUGGAUGACGGCGAGGUGAAGAAGAUCAUGGAGGAGUGCAAGCGGCUGCAGAUGGAGGUGCAGAGGCUACGGGAAGAAAACAAACAGAUCAGGGAGGACGACGGGCUGCGGAAGAGAAAGGUGACCUCAAUGGGCGCACCUUACUCUUCUUCCUCCUCCGCCAUGGCCACCUCUGCCAUGAGGGACGAAGGCCUAAGCACCCGCAUCCUGGCGCUCUGCGUGCUCUUCUUUGUCAUCGGAGUCAUCAUUGGCAAGCUGGCCCUGUAGAGACACAGACAGUGACAGACGGGCGGAUGGCGUGCUCGGGAGGACAUGUGUCAAUGACGGCAACGGGGAUGUCUUCUGGGUUUAUGUUGAUUUCUCUUUCUUUUUAACAUUUAAGGCAAUAUCACAAUGGUUUGUCUGGAUGGGAAAUGAUUUAACGUGUGAAAAGAGAACGAAGGAAGGCGAUCCCAAGUGAAACCAUGUGCGAGCGUUUUUGUCACAGGUCUUGCCUUUUUCUUUUUUUUUGUGAAAUAAUCACCACCUCUGAUCUGUUCUUCUCUGUCCAUCCCUCCUUCCUAAAUGAUCUUCCGCAUCUUGCACAGGUAACAGUUGGUUGUGUGUGGAAGUGGCUUCAUGCUGGCUGAAUGUGAAAAGUCUUUCAUUGAUUCUUCUUUUGAUUCUUAAGUCUUCUUCAAGUUCCUCACUCACAUUGUCUAUAAAAAAAGAUCUAACACUCCUCUUCGAAUAAUCUAUCUUCCACUUAUUACUGCUAAUCUGCAAAGAGAACGGUGAACGGUGAUCAGUGAAAGACUUGUUUUCUAGAUUUAAAGUGUGUGUGUGUCUGCGCGUGUGUGUGUUAUGUGAGUAGACCACAGACGAUGAAAUCACAGGCUGUUUAAGAGCGGAAGAAGAGAGGUGAUUUGAAAACAAAACUGUCAUCUAAACAGAUUUCCUGUACACAACAGAAAAAUGGGGGGUCUUUGUUGGAAAUCAGUUUAAAACUUGAUCAUGUUUGUCGCUUACUGGCCCAAGGAAUCAGUAGAAAUCCAAUAAAUCCAUUUUUUGGCCAUUUGUAAAAUUAUAACCUGGUAAACAUCAAGAUAUCGAUAAGAAUGUAUGCUGCAAAACAAAGCUGUAAUAUUUAGUAAAAGACAUCAGAUUUUUCUAGUUCACAUUUUUACUUGUCUUGAUACUUCAUCAGUUUGAGAGGCAUUCCCCCCCGGACAUUUUCAAUAUAUAACAUACAGUAUGUAACAAUAGCUUUGGCCACCUUGUUUAAUUUUGCCCAUGUAUUGUAUUUGCGUCCUCUAGUGUAUUACAGCAGCUGUUUGCCUUUUUUUCUUAUCAUGUAGCCACAAUGCUUCUGUUGUUUAUAAUAUUCAAAUGCACUAUAUUCAAGUGUCCACUCUGCAGUCUGCAUGAAAUGUCCUGGAUUUAUUAUGAUUAUUAUUCUCUCUUUUUUUUUUGAGUGUUGGAAGUUUAUUGGCAAAACAAAAAGGACAUAACGUCUUCUUAAAGUGUGUGUGUGAGAGAGAGAGAGUGUGAGUGAGAGAGAGUGUGAGUGAGAGAGUGUGUGAGUGAGAGAGUGUGUAUCUUUUUCUUUAGUUUACUGUUGGGCUCUGGUGGUCGUGCGGUAACUGAGACAACACAGCUGUAUUAUCUCGGCUGUCUCAUGACCAUCUAAGCAGGUUGUUUAAGAAAAAAAAAAAGAAUAAAUAUCUGUAUUUUUCGUUGCCUGGGGGAGCUCUGGGAGCAGAGAAGUGGGAAUGUGGAUGUCUGGGAGGAGGACUGACCUGUGAAUACACACUACAUUAAAGAAGAAAAAAAAAAGGCAUUAGCGCUUCAGACCACACAUGCAAAGAUACAGUCACACAGCAAUGUAGUCACACAGUAAUUGGAUACUCUUUUGUAUGUACAUAAAAAUAUAACUUUCAAAGUUAUUAACAUACUGUAGUAAAGGAAGAAAAUAAACAACCAACAUGGAUCAUGUAGCAUCAUAAUGAAUUAAAAUAUAUAAAUCCCCCCCA